Messenger RNA from Meloidogyne enterolobii, 1028 nucleotides. The record is from the annotation of a GenBank genome assembly. NCBI's taxonomy places the organism in Eukaryota, Metazoa, Nematoda, Chromadorea, Rhabditida, Meloidogynidae.
GUAUUUAUUUUUUUUUGGAAUUUAGGCCGGACCGAACAGGGGUGGGCCAAUUUAUUCAGAGCUCUGGUUUAAGAUUGCCGAGUACUGGACGUCUUUUUUAUGGUUCGAUAGUUCGUAGAAUUGUAUUGAACCACAUUAGGGCGUUCCAAAUCAAAGCUUUGGGUUUUGUGAAAAAUGCGUGUUGCCUGUAUAAAAUUAAUUCCAAUAAUUCGAUCAGCUCUAAAUUAUUUCCAUCGUUAUAACCAAUUUAGUCAAGGUUUGGCUAUUUGUGCUAUUUUUUGUUCUUGGAAUCUUUUACUUUAUGCUACACUUAUUGGAAAAAAUUCGCAUUUAUUAUUAUCUUCUAAACAACUUUAUUUACCCAAUGAAAUUUUAUUUUUAAUUUUAUUUAUAACUUCAACAAUUAUUUGGGCAAAUGGAUGGCUUUUAAUUAAUUAUUUUUAUUUUUUAACUCCAAUCUAUUUAUUUUCAAUUUCAAUUAAAUUGCUUGGAAAUGGAGAAAUUUUUAAUUUAAAUAAAUUAUUUUUAAUUUUUGUUGGAUUACCUUUUACAGUUUUUUCAAUUUCUCUUUUGGUUUUUGUCUUUUUUGAACGUUUUACCCUUUCAUUAAUAUUUUUGUUAAUUUCUCCAUUUUGGAUUUUUAAAAAUAUUAAAAACAAACAAAAUUUUGUUAAAAUGAAGGAAAAUGAUGGAAUUAUUACAAAUUUUAAAUAUUCAAAACAUCAAAACGAGUUUAAUUCAAUUAGAGAAAGGCAAUUUAGACGUGAGCAAAUUUUAGAAGAAGAAGAAGAAAUAUUUCCAACAAAAUUUAAUGGUGGUAAUUCUGUUGGGGAUUUAAGCAAUAAUAAAUGGUAAUUUUUUAAAGAAAUUUUGUUUUUAAUUUUUGGAUUAGAAAUUUAGACGAGUUGUGUUCUUGAUUUUUUUGAUUUUAAAAAUUGAUUUUGGGUUCCUUUAAUAUUUUUGUUCGGAUUUGGGAUUGUUUGUUUUCGAAGAUUACAUAGUUCCCCAUUAUAGCCAUCUAAAAUUUU